UCUUUGGGGAAAAAAAAAUACACAGUUGAAAUUAUGGAUUAAUUUUAUGUGCUGAACUUUCUAAGUCCCCUUGGCUAUGUUAUACCUGCACUAACGAGGUGAUAAAUAAUUGGACAUCUUACUUUAUUAUAAACUGUUGUCAGCCUAUACCUACGCCUAAUUCUCUUCACUUUUUACCCCACAUCUUCAGAUUACCUUUCCCUUUUGUUGCUUUUGGUCUUUGGAUAUAACCAACUUUAACUUUUUCAUGCUAUAUAUUAAUCUUAGGCAAAUAAAAAAUAUCCAUUUAAGAGCAUCCCAAGAACAGAAUACAUUUGUUUCUGUCUACAUAGGACCAGAGGAAAUUUUGGUGUUGGGUGUGUUCCUCUGAUUCACAAAUGUGCAUUGAAGAUCAAAGACGGGAAAAUUUGAGAUAGUGACACUGGAGUUAUGGGUGGUGAUGGUGCCGGCCGUGGCAGCAGUUUAUUGAUGGCUCUUCUUUUACUUAUUUUUCUCUCUAUUGUUUCUGCUGAGAUUUUAGUAAAGCCUGCAGCGAAAACAGUUACUGGAACGACAAGCAAUCAACAUUUAGACACUGGAAGGAUAAUAGAAACAGAAAGGCAUUCUCUUCAAAGGACCAAUCUCAAUUAUGUCAGCAAAAGAAGAGUACCUAGUGAACCCGAUCCAAUACACAACAGGGAAGCAGGAGAGCACAUGAUAACACGCAUCCGAGCUUGAGCUUGAGGGGAAAAGUAAGAGGCUUGAUAACUAUUAUUGCAAAGAGUUUCAAUUGUCAACAAGAAUUUUUUUUUCCCUACUUGGAAACUUAGAUUGUGCAUUAUGUUUCUGAGAUUGUAAAGAAGCAGAUUAGAUCAAGUGAAUGAAAAAUUCAGCUGCCAAAUCAAAUUCAAGAGGGCACAUAGCUCUUAGAAGA
Messenger RNA from Solanum pennellii, 913 nucleotides. Its product is annotated as CLAVATA3/ESR (CLE)-related protein 25. The record is from RefSeq and is a predicted model, not a curated record. The coding region runs from base 430 to 717 and encodes 95 amino acids. Lineage: Eukaryota; Viridiplantae; Streptophyta; Magnoliopsida; Solanales; Solanaceae. The transcript is spliced from 2 exons.